This is a messenger RNA of Pristis pectinata (smalltooth sawfish), 1137 nucleotides long. Its product is annotated as actin-like protein 7A. The transcript has a single exon. Lineage: Eukaryota; Metazoa; Chordata; Chondrichthyes; Rhinopristiformes; Pristidae. The record is from RefSeq and is a predicted model, not a curated record. The coding region runs from base 1 to 1137 and encodes 378 amino acids.
AUGGAAGUGAAGCCAGGAAGGGCGCUGAAGGAGAUCAGGUCGGUGAUGAUUGACCUGGGCACGGGUUACUGCAAGGCCGGCUACGCCGGGCAUCCCCGGCCCUCGGUGGUGCUCUCCUCGGCGGUGGGCAGACCGGUGCAGAUGAGCGCCAAGACGGGCGACAACCGCCAGGAGAACUUCGUGGGCGACGAGCUGGCCAAGUCGGAGCCCAAGCUGAAGCUGGUCAACCCCCUGAGGCACGGCAUCGUGGUGGACUGGGACGGGGUGGAGGCCAUUUGGGCUCACAUCUUCCACAAGGCCAUGAGGAUCCAGCCCGAGGAGCACGCCGUGAUGGUGGCCGACCCUCCCCUCAGCCCGGCCACCAACAGGGAGAAGAUGGCCGAGAUCCUCUUCGAGACCUUCAGCAUCCCGGCCAUGCACAUCGCCUACCAGUCCAUCCUCUCCCUCUACUCGUACGGCCGCACCACCGGCCUGGUGGUGGAGUGCGGCCACGGAGUCACACACGUCGUGCCCGUCCACGAAGGCUACAACAUGCCCCAUGUGACGGGCAGGGCCGACUAUGGCGGCGCCGACCUCAACGACUACCUGCUCAAGCUGCUCAACGAGGCGGGCAACAGGUUCACCGAGAAGGGGCUGCACAUCGUGGAGGACAUCAAGAAGAAAUGCUGCUACGCCGCCGUCAACUUCGAGCAGGACCUCAACCUGGACGUCAACGAGUACCUGGUGGAGUACGAGCUCCCCGACGGUCACGUCAUUACCAUCGGCAAGGAGAGGUUCCGCUGCCCCGAGGCCCUCUUCAACCCCUCCCUCAUGGGCUCCAAGGAGCCCGGCAUCCACUCCCUGGCCCUGCACAGCCUGGACAUGUGCGAUAGCAACCUCAAGUGCGACAUGUACAGCAACAUCCUCCUGUGCGGCGGCUCCACGAUGUUCGAGGGCUUCUCCGACCGCCUGCAGAAGGAGAUGAACAAGAUGGAGAGGGGCAUGAACCCCACCGUGCACUGCAUCCCUGAGAGGAAGUACUCGGUCUGGCUUGGAGGCUCCAUUAUGGCCUCCCUCAAGUCCUUCCAGCAACUCUGGGUGCGCAAGAGAGAUUAUGAUGAGAGAGGUCCAUUCGUCAUUUACCGCAAGUGCUUCUGA